UUACUACUGUUGAUUUCAUGCUUUUAUUCUGAAGCCGUCAGGCCUACUUCCGCCCCGCCUCCUUGCUUCUCGCCAGCUUUCCUUAUCGGUUCUCGGUCUUCCUGGUUCUGCGGAGUUGGAGUCGUUUUCUCUGCGCCUUUCUGUAACAAACAAUGACUUCAUCCGAUCUGGAUGCGGAUAUUUUAGUUUCUAAUAGAAAAUGUGUUUAAAGUCGGAGGUUAGCGGCUGACCUUUCGGGACCUUUCCCUCCGUUGAGUCCGUCCCGCUGCGGAUCAUCCACCAAUCUGUCCAACAUGGGAGCGAACUUCGUUGUUUUGACACUUUUUGCAGUUUUUCUCUCCAGAACAGAGCCUGCUGUGUCUCCACCCGAAGACAAACAGCAGCAAGAGUUUGAACCUCUGCGGUCCAUGCUGGACAACUUCGACGUUCUUCCAUUCUCCAGCCUGCAGACCCACUCCGUCCGCCGCCGGGACGUCCAAACCGAGGCACACGUGGAGAAGCUGCUGAGCUUCAACGCCCUGCAGAGGAACUUCAGGCUUUACCUGAGAACCAACAACGAGAUCUUUACAGAGGAUUUCAAGGCCGUCGUGGAGGACGAGGAUGGACAGAGACGAAGCUUCCCGGUCAACAGACACAACUACUUCACCGGACACGUCAUCGGGGAGGAAAACUCUCGUGUUCAGGCUCAUAUCGACGACCACGAGUUCUCAGCUCACAUCCUGACGGACGAGGCGGAGUACAACAUCGAGCCUCUGUGGAGGUUCACGUCAGCGCCCCCCGAUGGCCGCCUCCUGAUCUACCGGUCGGAGGACAUCAGGAACAUCAGCAGGCUGCAGCAGCCCUCAGUCUGCGGAUACGUGGCGUCUGAAUCCGCUCACCUUCUACCGGAGGGGGUCAGGACGGCGACGAAGGGCGAUGAAGAAGAGUCAGUGUUCAGAGGGAAACGCCAGGUCACCGACCAUAAGAAGAACACGUGUCCAAUGCUGCUGGUCGCAGACCAUCGCUUCUACCAAUACAUGGGCCGAAAGGAGGAGAGCACCACCAUCAACUACCUGAUCGAGCUCAUCGACCGCGUUGACGACAUCUACAGAAACACGUCAUGGGACGAAGAGUUCAGCGGUUACGGAGUUCAGAUCCAGCAGAUUAUCAUUCAGAAGUCUCCCACUGAGGUCGGUCCUGGAGAAAGUCACUUCAACAUGAGGGGCAGUCCAGUGGAGGGAAAAGACGUCUGGGACGUCAAGAAGCUGCUGGAGCAGUUCAGUGUGGACAUUGCAGAGAAUGCCUCCAGCGUCUGCCUGGCCCACCUCUUCACCUACCAGGACUUCGACGAGGGGACCCUGGGCCUGGCCUACGUGGCGCCAAACAAACCAGACUUUCCCGGAGGGCUCUGCUCCAAACCUUGUGUUUCGACAGCAAACAAACACGGAUUCAUCUGUCUGAACACGGGCCUCACCAGUACCAAGAACUACGGGAAAACGAUCCUGACCAAGGAAGCAGACCUGGUGACGACUCACGAGCUGGGCCAUAACUUCGGAGCGGAGCAUGACCCAGACAACGUGCCGUACUGCGCUCCGCGGGAGGAUCAGGGUGGGAAGUACGUCAUGUACCCCAUCGCUGUGAGCGGAGACCACGUCAACAACAAGCUGUUCUCCAACUGCAGCAAGCAGUCCAUCGUGAAGCGGCUGCGCUCCAAAGCGGCGUCCUGCUUCAAGGAGAGGAACGUCAACGUGUGCGGGAACUCGCGGGUGGAGCAAGGCGAGGAAUGCGACCCGGGGUUGCUGCACUUCAACUCGGACCGCUGCUGCACCCAGGAUUGCCGGCUGAAGGACGGAGCGGAGUGCAGUGACAGGAACAGCGCCUGCUGCAAAGACUGCAGGUUCCAGGUGAGAGGCGAGGUCUGCCAGGAGCCCAUCAACGCCACCUGUAAGGGCCACUCCUACUGCACAGGAAACAGCAGUGAGUGUCCUCCGCCGGAGAACGCUCCGGAUACAACUGUGUGUCUGGACAACGGGGAAUGCCGUGGCGGAAAGUGUGUUCCCUUCUGCCAGGUGGUCAAAAAGCUGGAGUCCUGCGCCUGCAACGAAACAAACUCGUCCUGUAAAGUCUGCUGCCGGGGGAGCAACGGAGUCUGCAGCCCCUUUGUUGACGUGAAAGGCGACUUUGUGUAUUUGCGGAAAGGCAAACCUUGCACUGUGGGCUUCUGCGACGGAGCGGGGAAGUGCAUGAAGCAGGUGCAGGAUGUGGUGGAACGUCUGUGGGACUUCAUUGAUAAACUCGACAUCAACACGUUCAGAAAGUUCCUGGCUGAUAACAUCGUGGGCUCAGUGGUGGCGUUCUCGCUCCUCUUCUGGGUUCCUUUCAGCAUCCUGGUCCACUGUGUGGACAAGAAGAUGGAUAGACAGUAUGAAGAGACCACCAAGUCUCUAUUCUUCUCCAGCAAUGCCGAGCUCCUGAGCAGCCUUGAUUCUGCUUCUGUCCGGAUCUUCAAGCCUCUAAACUUCCCGCCCGCCCCUGUGCGGCUCCCACCGAUCAGCCCGCAGCUUGCCAGCACACCGCCGGUCUUCGGUGCCGCCCCCGCCUCGAGCCACACAUCCCCGCCUCUGGAUGCGCCCCACAUGGCCACCAUCUUGGAGAACCCCAGCCUGGACUCCCACCUGGAUGAGGAGGAGCUGCAGGAGGCGUUCGGGCGCCCGGCUGGAGCUACUCGCCGUUCAUUUGAGGACCUGACGGAGACAAACCCGAUGAGACGCAGCAACAAGUCAAAGCUGUUCAGACUUCAGAGGCAACAUCAGAUCGACAGCAAGGAGACUCAGUGCUGAGAGACGCUGCCAGGGGGCGCUGCUGCCCCUCAUCCGUUCCUUAAAGCUGAUCCCUGAGCUCACCUCCAGCUGUCUCAGGUAACACAAUGAAGCCAUUUUCAAACACAGCUUGGUGUCGAUUUAUAAUCUGUUUAUUUUUUAAAUAAUUUUCUGAUCUUUUUUUGUGUUCGUCACUCAUUUUCCCUUCUAAAAAGGUACAACUUUUAACUUUGCACUUCAGUGGUUGAAAGAAUACAUUGAAGUUUUAGCAUUUUUAAUUAUUUGAUAUAAAAAUCCAUUUUUUUUCUGAUCUCAUCACAAUGCUAACAUCUUCCCACUCUGCUUUUCCACCUCAAGGUCCAAUAUUUUCACAAUUAAAGCGCAAAGAUGUCAACCAAUCAUCAGUUCCAAUAAAGUCCUGAUAGGGGUUAAAAAUAGGAUCUGCUGAAAUUUAAAACCUCUCAGUUUGAGAGAUGUGAAAGGGAGCUAAAAAUUAAAUUUAAAUUUGUGUUUUUGAUUCUUAUCAGAAUGAAUUAUCCAUAGUAUCCACUGCCUAAACAUAGUUUAUAAAAAAAUGGAAGCAGUCUUUAAUUUCAUUCUAAAUAACUGAGGUAAGAAAGAUAAUAACUUGAUUCUUGUAUAAAUAAAACUUAUUUUGUCUCAUAUUUCUCUGAUUCUGGUUAUCAAAAUGAGAUGAAAUGAGACCAAAACAGGUGUCAACUUUUAUGAUUUCUGUAAAACAAAAUGAGCUCAAAUUAUGUUAAACAUAAGAGUUGAAACUGUUAUAACAGCAGAGCUCGCUUUUAUCUUAAGAUAAUGGGAGAAUGAAACUGAUCACGUCACAUGGAGCUGAAUGCAGCAGUUCAAGUUUACACAGAGGAACAUAAGAUUUGGCUAAAGAUAAUGAAAUAAAUCAUAAACCAAACUGCUCUGACUUGUUUCAACAUCUUCAGAUAAUGAAUUCAGUGUUUCAUUAAAUACAUUAAAUACUGAAUUACAACAAAAUGGUCUUCAGGAACAGACUGUUGGCAAAAAAAGCAAGCGAGAGGCUUUAUGUCGACAUAAUGAAACAUUGACAAAAAGUCAAAAUCUCAAAGAUAUAAGUAGCUACUUGUAUCUAAAUAAUUU
This is a messenger RNA of Poecilia latipinna (sailfin molly), 3926 nucleotides long. It is a transcript of the gene adam17b, whose product is annotated as ADAM metallopeptidase domain 17b. The transcript has 18 exons. The record is from RefSeq and is a predicted model, not a curated record. Gene Ontology annotation, cellular component: plasma membrane. Gene Ontology annotation, molecular function: metalloendopeptidase activity. NCBI's taxonomy places the organism in Eukaryota, Metazoa, Chordata, Actinopteri, Cyprinodontiformes, Poeciliidae. Bases 294 to 2819 code for a protein of 841 amino acids. Gene Ontology annotation, biological process: membrane protein ectodomain proteolysis; Notch signaling pathway.